GGUGGUUUCUCAUCCCAUGUUUACUCCCUAAACACCUACGGGUAAGCCCCGCCCCACCACUGUGGUGCCUCCCACUAAUGCUCGUUCAGAGACUGAGGUGGGUUCUCAUCCCAAGUUUACUCCCUAAACACCUACGGGUAAGCCCCGCCCCGCCACUGUGGUGCCUCACACUAAUGCUCGUUCAGAGACUGAGGUGGGUUCUCAUCCCAAGUUUACUCCCUAAACACCUACGGGUAAGCCCCGCCCCACCACUGUGGUGCCUCCCACUAAUGCUCGUUCAGAGAUUGAGGUGGGUUCUCAUCCCAAGUUUACUCCCUAAACACCUACGGGUAAGCCCCGCCCCACCACUGUGGUGCCUCCCACUAAUGCUCGUUCAGAGACUGAGGUGGGUUCUCAUCCCAAGUUUACUCCCUAAACACCUACGGGUAAGCCCCGCCCCACCACUGUGGUGCCUCCCACUAAUGCUCGUUCAGAGAUUGAGGUGGGUUCUCAUCCCGAGUUUACUCCCCACACGUCUAUGGGUAAGCCCCACCCCGCCACUGUGGUGCCUCCCACUAAUGCUUGUUCAGAGACUGAGGUGGGUUCUCAUCCCGAGUUUACUCCCCACACGUCUACGGGUAAGCCCCGCCCCACCACUGUGGUGCCUCCCACUAAUGCUCGUUCAGAGACUGAGGUGGGUUCUCAUCCCGAGUUUACUCCCCACACGUCUACGGGUAAGCCCCGCCCCGCCACUGUGGCACCUCCCACUAAUGCUCAUUCAGAGACUGAGGUGCGUUCUCAUCCCGAGUUUACUCCCCACACGUCUACGGGUAAGCCCCGCCCCACCACUGUGGCGCCUCCCACUAAUGCUCGUUCAGAGACUGAGGUGCGUUCUCAUCCCGAGUUUACUCCCCACACGUCUACGGGUAAGCCCCGCCCCACCACUGUGGCGCCUCCCACUAAUGCUCGUUCAGAGACUGAGGUGCGUUCUCAUCCCGAGUUUACUCCCCACACGUCUACGGGUAAGCCCCGCCCCACCACUGUGGCGCCUCCCACUAAUGCUCGUUCAGAGACUGAGGUGCGUUCUCAUCCCGAGUUUACUCCCCACACGUCUACGGGUAAGCCCCGCCCCACCACUGUGGCGCCUCCCACUAAUGCUCGUUCAGAGACUGAGGUGCGUUCUCAUCCCGAGUUUACUCCCCACACGUCUACGGGUAAGCCCCGCCCCACCACUGUGGUGCCUCCCACUAAUGCUCGUUCAGAGAUUGAGGUGGGUUCUCAUCCCAAGUUUACUCCCUAAACACCUACGGGUAAGCCCCGCCCCACCACUGUGGUGCCUCCCACUAAUGCUCGUUCAGAGACUGAGGUGGGUUCUCAUCCCAAGUUUACUCCCUAAACACCUACGGGUAAGCCCCGCCCCGCCACUGUGGUGCCUCCCACUAAUGCUCGUUCAGAGACUGAGGUGCGUUCUCAUCCCGAGUUUACUCCCCACACGUCUACGGGUAAGCCCCGCCCCACCACUGUGGUGCCUCCCACUAAUGCUCGUUCAGAGACUGAGGUGCGUUCUCAUCCCGAGUUUACUCCCCACAUGUCUACGGGUAAGCCCCGCCCCGCCACUGUGGCACCUCCCACUAAUGCUCAUUCAGAGACUGAGGUGCGUUCUCAUCCCAAGCUCACAAAGAGCAGUGGUUCUCUUGCUUACAUUUCUAAACUGGGACAUGGCCUUUAGGGACAGAUUCAAAAGAAAUUGCUCUGCUCAGGAAUUAAAUGGUAGUGUGUACUAGAUUUCAUUAAUAAAAACUAAGCAGUAAAGACCUGAGAAACACUAACGGGUUUUCAAAGUGUAAUCACAUUAUAUAAACUGCAGUUUUAUGUCAUUUAAUGCCAUAUUUGUUCUUACACAUAAUUUCAUUCAUUUAAUCUCAAAACUGCACCACAGGUUUUAAUAGGUAUUAAUAUGUGCAUUUGCCUUUUUUCAUUUUGUUUCAAUAUGAUGAAUACACUUGUGACAGCAGUAGCCACUGUGAGGCUGCAGAAUGUCUGAUGCUGAUGAAUUUUAAUGCAUCUGAUGCUGUAGCCGUCUGUCCCCCAGGUCCUACGCCCCCCACCCGCACCUGCACCUGGGCACCACUUACAUCAAACCACGUGCACAAAUCACCCCACUCCAUGUACAGAAAUGGCUUAUUCAUACCGAUCCUCCAUUUGGUGUAUUUUAAUGCUCCCAGAGUCAUGUUCCCAGCGGUCUGGGUGCAAGAGGAAGCAGCAGUGAGGGUAGGUGCCUCACAGGCAUGUAAGGGAUCGAUGUCUAGGGAGCUGGGAUUCUGUAGAAUCACUCUCCUCUGUGUCCUUAACAUUUAACUGUUUACUACACAGUAAUGUAUGGCUGGGACACGUGCCCGAGUGAUGAAACAGACAGCAGUGACCUGAGUGACUUUCCCAAAACACUUGCCCAGCAUGAGAGGCGUGCCCUAGCAGGCGGGUCAGAAUUAAUGCUGCACAGACAACUCUCUGAUAAGAGCCUCACAGUCUUGGUGUAGUAUAGUGCUGGUAUUCCCCACAGCAACCACCAGAUGGCAGCAUGCUAAGUCUCCACUCUCAUG
Molecule: messenger RNA, 2579 nt
Organism: Brienomyrus brachyistius
Lineage: Eukaryota; Metazoa; Chordata; Actinopteri; Osteoglossiformes; Mormyridae
Exons: 3
Coding region: 78-1763 (561 amino acids)
Source: RefSeq, a predicted model, not a curated record